CACACUUCCACGAGUUAAAAAAAAAAAAAUCAGCACACCAACAAAUAAAUACACAAAAAACAGAAGCCUUCAAAAGCUUUUAAUCUUCCUCUUCAAUGCCAAAGAGCAGCUGCUACUAUCGACGACCGAGCCACCGGUUCAUCUCCGGCGAACAAACAUUAACAACCGGUUCAGAGUUCGAGCUCGACGAGCGGGAUCUCUACAAUCACGAACCCGCAGAUCUUGAACCGUCCGGUUUAGCCUUACCCGACCUCAACUCAACCGGAUUCCGGGCCGGACUUGACCGGAACCGGUUUCUGUCCGAGGGAAUCGUAAGUACGGUUCCGGUUAACGUACCGGACUGGUCGAAGAUCCUCGGGGAGGAGAAGAGCGAUCGCCGGAAGAGAGCCGUCGAGGAAGACGGCGGUGAUGACGUGUCCGGAGGCGAAGGAAGGCGGUUGCCGCCGCACGAGAUCAUGGCGCGACGGAGGAUGGCGUCGUUCUCGGUUCACGAAGGCGCGGGCAGGACGUUGAAAGGGAGGGACCUGAGGAGGGUGCGGAAUGCAAUAUUUGAAAUUACGGGGUUCCAUGACUAAUAUCUGGAAACUUUAUCCGGUGGUGAAAAUAACAUUUGGAUUUACUCGUAGGGUAAAUCUCACUAGUUUUGGUUU
Molecule: messenger RNA, 650 nt
Organism: Tarenaya hassleriana
Lineage: Eukaryota; Viridiplantae; Streptophyta; Magnoliopsida; Brassicales; Cleomaceae
Exons: 1
Coding region: 96-575 (159 amino acids)
Source: RefSeq, a predicted model, not a curated record